AUGGGUUGCGCUGUAUCAGGGUUGGGUUUGGCACCAAAACAAGCGGCUGAGACGAAGAAAGGGGAGGACGUUGUUGCGCACCUAACUGAAGAACAGAUUGAUAUGAUAAAGGAGUCAUGGAAAGUUAUUCAAGAGGAUAUAGCGAAAGCUGGAAUCAUCAUGUUUGUCAGGUUAUUUGAGACCCAUCCAGAGUGCAAAGAUGUCUUCUUCCUUUUCCGAGACGUGGAAGAUCUGGAGAGGUUAAGUACCAGUAAGGAGUUACGUGCCCAUGGACUCAGGGUAAUGUCCUUCAUUGAGAAGAGUGUGGCCAGAUUAGACCAGUUGGAGAGGCUUUACCAGCUGGCUCUGGAGUUAGGGAAAAGUCACUAUCGCUAUAAUGCUCCACCCAAAUACUAUGAGUAUGUGGGUUCAGAGUUUAUUUGUGCUGUUCAGCCCAUUCUGAAAGAAAAAUGGACUCCGGAACUGGAAGAAGCCUGGAAGGCCCUGUUUCGGUAUGUGACACAGAUUAUGAAGAAGGGCUUUGAAGAGGAGGAGAUCAAACACAGCCAUGUGGUUGUGUCCACCAAAGAGAGACCAGACAAAAAGAACACUGCACUUUAA
Messenger RNA from Chanos chanos (milkfish), 600 nucleotides. It is a transcript of the gene xgb, whose product is annotated as x globin. The record is from RefSeq and is a predicted model, not a curated record. Bases 1 to 600 code for a protein of 199 amino acids. NCBI's taxonomy places the organism in Eukaryota, Metazoa, Chordata, Actinopteri, Gonorynchiformes, Chanidae. The transcript is spliced from 5 exons. Gene Ontology annotation, molecular function: heme binding; oxygen binding.